AUGUCAUCAGCGUCAAGAUUCUUACUCUUUGGCACUUCACUCCUCCUUCGCACAACUAACAAUGGCAAUCCCCACAAAACUCUCUCUCCAUUUCUCUCCUUAAAACCCUUCCCUUCCUUCCAAUUCCACCUCUACUGUGCUUCCUCCGCUGCAACCAGAGCUGCCACAGCUACCGCAGAUAAUGAUAUCACAGAAAACUUGAGCUUCCUUCAACAAGAAAGGAAACAAAAACAACAUCCGUGGCCUGAGUGGGUCACUUUUGUUGAUCAAUUGAAGACCAGGGGUUACUUCAUGCAAACUUCAGGGGAUGACGAUAUUACAAGCGAGAUUGCUUACACUGACAUGAAUCAGCUCAAGAAUGCUUGUCUUAGCUUUGCUCGUGACAGAUAUGAUGUUUUAAAAUCAUUGUCUAUACCUGAUAUUCAAACAGUUGUGGGGAGUGGAUGUCCUAGUCUUCUUCGAAAAGCUGUAAAUUCAUCUAAAAGAAUGAGAGUUUACGUGCAAAAGGAUGAAGGGGAUGCUUGUGGUGCUUGUAGUCAGCGGGGUUCUUGUGAUAGAGCUUAUGUGAUCCUAAAGGGUAGUGAAGCUGAGGGUCGUACCUUGGACAUAGUGCGGGUCUUAAUGUUCUAUGCACUAGAUCCACUUGUUAUUUCAGGAGGAGAGAAAUCUCCUGGUAGUGAGCUCAUUGAAGCAUCCGCAAGGAAGCUUCUUUCUGAGUUGGUUGAAUUCAGUGAGACACCCCUUGACACGGCACUACCAAAGCAUACUCCCAAAGCCUUCCAUAAGAAGGAGCGAGAUGUGGAUUUAAUGGAUGGCCAACUGUGUGAAAAUGUCGAAAUGAAGAAGGGAGAUUGGAUAUGUAUCAAAUGCAACUAUAUGAACUUCUCAAAUAACAAAAGAUGCCGAAAAUGUGGUGAACAGAGUGCAAAGAAGAAAGAUAAUAACAAAACGGAAGCUAAGAAAGGAGAUUGGAUAUGCUCUAAGUGCGAAUUCUUGAAUUUUUCUAGAAAUAUAAAAUGUCUAAAUUGCACUGCAGAUGGCCCAGAGAGGGUCAGUGUAGAUGAUGUGGAAAUGAAGAAGGGAGAUUGGAAUUGCAACAAGUGUGGGUUCAUGAAUUUUGCUAGCAAUAAGAGGUGCUUGCGUUGCCUAGAUCCACGUCCUGAAAGAAAGACGGGAGAGUGGAACUGCCCAUCGUGUGACUUCUUGAAUUUCAGUAAGAAUAAGGUCUGCCUGAAGUGCAAUUGUGAACGCCCCAAAAGAAUGAACGGAGAGUGGCACUGUCCAUCGUGUGACUUCUUGAAUUUCAGUAGGAAUAAAGUCUGCCUAAAGUGCAAUUGCAAGUGCCCCAAAGAAGCAACAACCGAGUAUGAAGAACAGAUUUGGAAGAGCCCUUAUUAA
Dovyalis caffra is the source of this 1398-nucleotide messenger RNA. The record is from the annotation of a GenBank genome assembly. NCBI's taxonomy places the organism in Eukaryota, Viridiplantae, Streptophyta, Magnoliopsida, Malpighiales, Salicaceae.